ACAGCCAUGACUCUUCUACCAGACUAUCCGUGCGCUAUCAAACAAACAACACGCAGUUUCCCGGGUUGGUGCUGCAACGACGUCGGCUUUUGCCUUACAAUCUGACUUUAUGCGUAGGGUGCAAGCAUGCGAUUUCUUUGCUCUUCAGCCAGAACCAGAGUCCUCAAAUGCUCUCAGCGCGAACCCGGAGUCAAUCGAAGAACUGCUGACGCGAUGUGCCGAGCUCAUUUUUGACCAUGGCUUUGGGGCCAUUUUCGGCCGUUGGGUUGGCAGACACGGCUGCCCCUAUGUCAAUGAACCCACGAGCGAUAUUUACAUUUCUCCACUAAAGCUAUUUGCGGAACUCGAUGCUUGCAUCGACGUGCAAAUUGACGCCGAUCCCGAGGACCCAAUUGCAGCAGCAGCGCGAAAACAAGAGCGUGGAUACCAAAUCGAACAGUCCCUGCGCCAGUCGAUAAAGUCAUAUGCAGCCCAAUGGCUACCGACUAUCAUGCAAGCAAAUGCCAGCGAGACAACGAGAUACGACAACAUCAUCAGGAAUUGCUGGCGUGCCACCCGUAAAGAUAUGCUCAAGAUCAUCAAUCGCACGUCUUAUCGGUCUGUACUCGCAUUGUUCCUCUUCAGCCAGACUCCCAUUCCCAUCGGAAUAACCGAGGAGGAAGAGCUUAAUGGUAUCAGCGGAGUGGUCUGUGUCCAGACAGCUUUUCUGCACACCCAACAGCUUCGAGAACGGCUCCGAAGCUGCCAAAUUGACGGCUCGAAGGUAUCAGCUUGGUCGGACGCGGCGACCAGCCCAGCACUACGGUCCAAUCUCACGCAGAGGUAUCUAAGUCUUGAGAGCCGGGCUUACUGGGGUCUUGUCAGCUGGGAUACGUCAUGCUCAAUGACGUUCAAUUUUAGAUCUUCCCUGACCUCGGGAUUGAAAGGAGCCUGUCUAGAGCCGGCGUGGGGCCUGGCGAGGGCUUUUCUGGUGGGCUCUUUCCAUCCCAAGACCGAUGACUGGCGCAACAAAGGGUUUGAGGUGUCUGAUGAAACGGCUCCUGAAAUUAUCUGCGCUGCGGCUGUUUGCGCGGUGUACACGUGGAGAACUAUCACCAGCCUCAAGGAGGCGCUGAGAGAAGGCGUCGACGAGGACACUGUGCUUUCAGCUUGGCAGGCUUUUCUCGACGCAGUGGGCAUCUUCAAAACGACAAUCCAUCCUCUUUUAGACCAUUGUCAGCGAAAGCUUCACUUUCUCGCCCAGGUCGAGCGGUUCAACUGGUAUGAAGUGGUCUUGCAUCAUUGGCUUGGGAUUCUGAUUGCAGUCGAUGCCCUAGAGGCCGGAAACCGCUCAGAUCUACUCUCGCAGCUUACAUCCACGGGGCUGCAGGCGGAUCACGAAGCAUUCAACGUCCUCAAGUUUGGCCUAGAGAGCAAAUACACAUUCGACAGCGUUCGACUAGACGCUGACCACACUCCCGAAACCAACCCUACCACUUCGGUGCCUCGACGACCAAUUGUCACAUCAUUUGUGGCUAUUGACCCCUAUCCCCACUACGUUGUCGCUUUGGUACGGCUGAUCGACAAAACCAUCAGCCAGAAGUACCGACAAGGCAGUAUCAAGCUUGAGGUGUACACCUAUCUCUUGUCAACGCUGCUCAAAGCUCUUGAACAACUGCCUCAAACCUCCAGGGCUGUGCGGUCAGCCCGGGAGGCCUUGCAGGAUUCACUCCACCAGCUCGAUGCCGCCUGUGCCAGCGAACCAGAUGUGCAAGAGGAGCCGUGAUCUGAUUGCCUAGUAGUGCACCGCAUGCCUUUGAAGAGACAAGGCAUACAGAAGUGUUUGCACAAUCGCGAGCGUAACACCACUGUGCAUCGGAAUAACGCUGGACUCCAAUGAAAUAGGGAGCCUGACAACCAUGUGUCAACAGUUUCAUCAGUCAAAUACAUACGUUUAUCAAUGCGUACAAGGCAUUGUCUAUGUCUGCAAAUAGCGCA
Molecule: messenger RNA, 1977 nt
Organism: Exophiala viscosa
Lineage: Eukaryota; Fungi; Ascomycota; Eurotiomycetes; Chaetothyriales; Herpotrichiellaceae
Exons: 2
Coding region: 110-1765 (551 amino acids)
Source: RefSeq, a predicted model, not a curated record